CGCCAGUUGUGUGGGUGGGGUGCACUCUGCAAGUGCCCUUCCACCCCCAAGUCUUCAAAAAUGACUCACCAUCACAUGCACCGAUGCAACCAUCACGUAUGUAUCGCCCCCGUUGCCGUACGUUCUGAAAAUUCAGAUACCGACCUUUCUCUCACUCUCACGCUCUGAUCAGCCGCUGUAUGCACACAUGCAACAUGCACCCUCCUCUCUGUUUUCCUUGCCUCCAGCCAAGCAUACAUAGAGCAGUGACGGAUCCAUCCAUGCAACGCCCCUGGUACGUGUACGUUCAUCGCAUUAUCGGCAUAGUCACACAUGCACACCCCUCACCAGCGAUUCCCAAGCCGUCACCCCUUCGGACCCCAAACCGCCAGAGCUGAUCUGCCACAGCUGAGGCGCACCAUAACACAACACACAGACUGUCCAUGAUGCUCACAACAGAAAAUUUUGUCACUGACGCCCCUGGUACGUGUACGUUCAUCGCAUGGUCGGCACAAUUAGACAUGCACCCCUCACCGGCGACUCUCAAGCCCUCACCCCUUCGGGCCGAGAAGUGCCACUGUCGACAUGCACUCCUCACCCAAUGAAAUCGCAUCGUCGGCAUGCUCGACAUGCACCCCUCACCGGCGAUUCUCAAGCCCUCACCCCUUGGGCUGCUGACGACGAAAAGCCUCGACUCAUCAAAAGAGAAUGAAACGCCAUGUAAAAAGCGGGGGUACAAGCACCUCGUCUGUCCACUGCCUACACGGACACCUCCAUCUGCUGCCCCUCGUCAUCACCCUCGUCCUCCUCCUCAAUCACCAGCUGCAGCGGCGGAAUGUGCGCCACCCACGGAUCUUCGUAUUCGUCUUCGGCUGAGUCGACUUUUUUCAUGAACAGCGUCACGUCGCCCUGCUUCUCCAUGUACUGCGCAGAUAAAGCAGCCACAGGUGAAUCACAGUGUUAAACCUCCAUCCGUCCUGUUUUCGGACCUGUGCGAACUCCGCGUCGGUCAGCAGGCACUCGUCCAGAGCCGCUUCCAGCGCUGCAGACAAGAGAGCAGCUAUACACUUGCCACAAAGACGCUUCUAUCCCCACUGCAUACCUUCUUUGUGGCCGGUGAGCUGCCCGAUGAAGACAAUCUCCUGGCGCUUGUCGCCGACCUUGUCUUCAAAGUCCUUGCGGAUCUCGGCGCGCACCUUCUCGCGUGUCUCGCCCUCCAAGAAGGCGUCGGGCCACUGAUCCUGCACACACAGACAGACAGUGAGUGAACGAUUGGCGACUCGACUGCUGUGUUUGCGUCUGAUGGACCUCAGGGGUAUCGCAGAGCCACAGGCCGGCCGACGUCAUGGAGAGGUAGAGACCCGCCUGCGACCACAUGAUGGAGUCCGGGCGGCUGAAGAAAGGCAAACCCCGCAAACCACUCAUAAACUGUAUGUGACUCCCCCAAACAACCCACCAAUCCUUCCUUCCUUCCUUCAUGUCCGUACCUCGCGAGCCAGGCGUAGCCCUUGGACCGCAGGACAGGCGCCAUGACGCCCUUCUUGCGGUUGGCCAUGGUCUCGCGCACCCAAUCCAGGUCCUCCAUCUUCACCGCCGACUCCAUCUCCUUCUCCUUCUCCUCCUUCUCCUUCUCGUCGCUCAUGCCCCCAUCUCCGUCCUCUUCGCCGCCCUCUUCCUCGUCAUCAUCGUGCUCCUGAACGACCUGAAACGCGCAAACGGUUCAGUUUUCGAUUUCUUCGCGCCGCAUUCACUCACCCAGUAUUUGCUGAGGAGCUCGUGCAGCCGGAAGGGAUGGAAGGGCUUGCGGCGUUGGUAGAUGAAGGACCACACGCCGUACACGUCGCUCUCGGACUUCAACUUCUCGGGCUCGCGAAUGGACUGCAGCCACCCCGCGGCGUUGGACGCACGGUCCCAGUCGAACAGGUGCGUGUUGACGAUCUCCGAGGGCGAAACCACGCUGUGCACCGUCUGCAGAACCUUCGCCGUGCUGCGUGAAGGGGAGCAAGCAGAGGGUCGAUGCACCAAGCGCUUCUGUCGAUAUGUGAUUGGGUGUGGGGGAUGGAUGCUUACGGGUUGAGGGUGCGGAUGGUCUUCUCGAUGCCAGCCAACCGGGCUUCACCGCCGGCCGUCUUGAGGAGGUCUGAAGGCGAAGACACGCAGCGUCGGGGGGGGUAGGCGUGCCUGGACAGAACUGUGCGUGGCGUGCGGUGUCCGUACCCGUCUUGUUGAGGAGGAUCACAUCGGCGAACUCGACUUGCUCGAUGAGCAGCUGGCUCAGCGGGCGGUCAUCGUCGCCCUUGCACGCCUCGUCGCCCCCCUCGUUGACCAACUCGGACAUCUGCAUAACCAGCUCGAAGUUGCUGCAAACAAACAAGGCACAAAAGCACCAGUCGGAGGGAAUACGCAACGGUUGCACAAAUACAAAUGAAUGCUCGGGCGCUUGCCUCGCGUCGACGACUGUCACGCAGGUGUCCAGCCGCGAUACGUCACGCAGCUUCUUGAGCUUUUCCAGCCCACUCUUUUCCUCAUCGGUCAUCUCGCCGUUGGUGUGGUCCUGCCCGUUGGCGUGCCCGUGGACGUGCUCCUCACUCAGAUCCAUCGCCUACACAUCGAGACAAAGCAAGCCAGUCAAUCAAUACCUAUCUGGUGACCUGUGGUGGUUUGGCUGGCUCGUGAUUUCUUUCGCCACUGCAUGCGUACCCAGGUCUCCGCGACUUGCAUGGGUUCGCUGAUGCCGGUCGACUCCACGAGCAGAUAGUCCAGCGAUCCGUCCUUGGCAAGCUCCACUACCGCGUCCAAGAGGUCGUCGCGAAGCGUACAGCAGAUGCACCCUGCAGAUAGAAGGUCAGCCCUCACGCGAAGGCAAAGUCAGACAAAUCCCAGGCAUGAGCGCGUCUCCUCCAUGUCCCCGUACCGUUCUGCAUCUGCACGAGCUUCUCCUCGCGUUGGAUCAGCGACGACUUCUCCAGAAUCAUGCCGUCGAUGUUGAGCUGAGCCAUAUCGUUGACAAUCAGGCCGCACUUCAUGCCCUCUUUGGCUGUGAGGAUGUGCUUCAGCAAGGUGGUCUUGCCCGAGCCGAGGAAGCCUGAGAGGAUGGUCACCGGCAACAUUGGACGGGCCGGAGCGGGGGAGUCAGUGGUGGAGGCAUCCAUUUUCGCCCUGGAACUGGUGAGUCGUCUCGAGAUCUGUGCUUGUCCGUCC
Vitrella brassicaformis is the source of this 3180-nucleotide messenger RNA. The record is from the annotation of a GenBank genome assembly. NCBI's taxonomy places the organism in Eukaryota, Vitrellaceae.